GACAACUGCGCGUGCAACAUGUUUGUCAUCAUCUGUCAGUCACCGCGCCCGUCGUACAAUCAAAAUCUAUUUAUCUUGCGAUUGUUUGCGAUUAUAAUGUUUAGUAUUUACUGGCAAAACUGACGGAACGAGGCUGUGGAUCCGGUGAAAUUUGCCACUGCUUUUUCGCAACCGCUUGCCAUCUGAUCGCAUCUGAGCAAAUCCGUGUCGUUGAUCCACAAUGUCUACAGCCCUGUUGGCUGUAGUGGCUGUGAUUUUAUGUAUUUUGUUCCGGAUACUGAACGUGAACUCGCAACCCCAAAAACCGACCAUUUGGUGUGGAGACAACAAGUUCCUGGACAAUGUUUUGAAGAUUUCACCUCUUUUAAAUGAACCGUACAUUCCAACUCGAUUAUGGGGCUUUAGUGGUCACGUGCAGACAAUAAUCCACAGUGUUAUCGGUCGUGUAAAGUGCCCCUGGCCGAUGGGCGAACGAAUCUUCCUCACUCUUUCCGAUGGUACCACUUUGACCUAUGAUAUGUACCAACCUUUAGACACCAAUUUUCCUGACGAUAUAUCCAUAGCAAUUUGCCCUGGUAUUUGCAACACCUCGGAAUCAGUCUACAUUCGAACCUUCGUCCAUUGGGCUCAAUACCACGGUUACAGAUGUGCGGUACUGAAUCAUGUUGGAGCUUUGCCUAAGGUUCCAGUAACAGCACCUCGAAUUUUCAGUUAUGGAAACACUGAUGAUUUUCACGCAAUGCUGCUAAACUUGAUCAACAGACAUCCAAAUACCAAGCUGGUAUGCGUAGGUUUUAGCCUGGGUGGAAAUCUCGUAACUAAGUACUUAGGCGAAAGCGACCGAGUAAAGCAUCCUAACAUUAUAGGAGGUAUAUCGAUAUGUCAAGGUUACAACGCCAUCGAGGCCACCAAGUGGCUGUUGAACUGGCAAGACUUCCGCCGAUUUUACCUGUAUGUGAUGACUGAAAAUUUGAAAAACAUCAUAUUGCGACACAGCAAAGUACUGUUGAGCGAGGAAUCGAAACAGCGAUUCAAACUGGUGGAGAAUGAGAUCAUUUCGGCUGCCACAUUACCCGAACUAGACGAGGCCUAUACGAGGAAGGUGCAUGGAUUUGGUUCUAUUACGGAAUUGUAUCAUUGGAGUUCAAGCAUCAACUACCUGCACAACAUUGAAAAGCCCAUUAUUUUCGUCAAUGCGAAAGAUGAUCCCAUAGUGCCAGAACCUUUGCUGGAGCCAAUCCGGAAAAAAGCCACUGAAUCGCCUAACACGCUCUAUGUUGAAGUGGCCCAUGGAGGGCAUUUGGGCUUUUAUGAAGGAGGUCUUAUUUACCCCAACCCAGUAACAUGGCUGGAUCGCACACUAGUAGCCUUAGUGGGCAGCCUGGCUUUACACUACGACGACAAAAUAAUGAAAACCAGAUCAGGCCUUGGCGUUUAAAUCGCCCCUAAACAUUCUCUGUGAAAUGCACAAAUGUGGUUUGCGGUCUGCAGUACCGCUCGCCCGUUUUCCAACUAGAUCCAAGUAGAACAUGUGAAGAUUAGAGAUAAUACUAGGCGAAAUAAAAGCUGUUUUGGAUGCGUAAAAGUUGAUGCUUUGUGUUUUUCGUUCGGAUUUUAAAUCGUUUACAUGAUCUGUUUUGACCGAAGUUAAUGGACGCCUUUCCGUUGAAUUUUGGAGGAAACUUUAUUUAUUUUUUGGUCUAAUUUAUACAUUUUGCCUUUAAGGGGAUGCGCACUGGGGAAUGCGUUUUACUGUCGAUUUUAAACUGGAAAUGUUUUGUCUUAACGUGGAAAUGAGUCAAAGGCACCAGUUUUAAAUAUUGAAUUAGUGACUGUUUCUUUCCUGGUGGUAUUUUGUAUUGCGACGGUUUCUUGCUGUUGUGCAAGAAGUGUUUGGUUUAGAAGUAACAAACGAAAGCAUUCAGAAGCCAUGAAGAGUUGUUUGUCCAUCUAGAUCCAAAAAAGCGGUCAAAAGCCGUUACAGUAUUUAUUUUAUUUGAAUAUUUCAAAGCAUUUUUACAUCUUCAAAGUAUUAUUUGUUGUCGCAGCAAUUGUCUCAUUAUUUGAAACGUAUCGCCGUAUCUUUGGAACUAGAGGCCAAAUGAUGGUUUUUAUUGAGAACGCGGAACAAUUUUUUUCAAAAAUCAUCGACUUCUGGUGCAUUAUGCAAUGGCUUAUUUGCAUUUAUACUGUUACGUGUUUUCUACUCAACGCCAAAUUAAAACAAAUUUCGGCAAGUGAUAAUAAGUCAAAUAUUUCUUUUUUGGGGGCGGCUUUAAACCAAAUAAUAAUAGGUACAUUAAGGGAAUUUUGAAAGGAAAACUAUGUUUUGUUGUCAUUCCACCCAAAUAAUUUAAUUUAGAAACAGGUUUACGUUGUAUUUAAAUCUUCUGGCGCAUUUUACAUCGUUAAUUCAUGUUCAUUUUGCAAUUUCCUAACAUUAAUCAGUCCAAGAAAUGGUACUGGUAGUGAUAAAGAAAAAAAUUCGUUUUUGUACUUAUUGUGAUAUACUUAUUAGUGAAACCUUAUAGACAUAUUUAAUACCGUACAUAAGCGAAUAUUUUUUAUUUUUUUAUAUUUUAUGGGCAUUCAAUGCAAUGUUUAUUUUAUUUUACCGCUUUUUCGUGCAAAGCAUAGAAUCCGUUUGUGUGUUAUUAACGUUAAGAGAAUUCAUGUAUUUAUUAAUAAAUCUGUUUAAUGGAA
Messenger RNA from Dendroctonus ponderosae (mountain pine beetle), 2703 nucleotides. It is a transcript of the gene Hydr2, whose product is annotated as abhydrolase domain-containing protein 2. Gene Ontology annotation, cellular component: sperm flagellum; sperm plasma membrane. Gene Ontology annotation, biological process: acylglycerol catabolic process; medium-chain fatty acid catabolic process; medium-chain fatty acid biosynthetic process. Lineage: Eukaryota; Metazoa; Arthropoda; Insecta; Coleoptera; Curculionidae. The record is from RefSeq and is a predicted model, not a curated record. Gene Ontology annotation, molecular function: monoacylglycerol lipase activity; acetylesterase activity. Bases 221 to 1438 code for a protein of 405 amino acids. The transcript has 7 exons.